AUGUCUUUCCAUCAGCUACGAAGGUCAGCUCUGCCUAUUUUGACAGCUCUUAUUGGAUGUGGAGGUCUCAUCAUCGGUAUCUGGAGCUUCGUCUCACCUUCUUCGGCUGCUAACGCCUUUGGCGGGUACAUGGUCCGGGUUCUGCAGGCGCAAGCGCAGUCAUCGCCAACGCACGAAGGCACCCAGAUGUCGAACGGCACUCCCAGUAGUUUCGCAUAUGAUGUCAAAUGCGUAUCAUUCUCCGCUCGAUCUUCUCAGGGUCCCUUGAUUCAUCUCAUUGGACGACUGUCGCCAGAGCUACAGGAAGCUCAGCAUGAUGACGGUCUUUUGCAGGGCGAUGUCGAAUCCGUGCAAGCCCAUGACGCUUGGAGGGCGACUGCGGUGGGUUCGUCUGCGCAGGCAAGCACCUCGGCCUGCGAGAUUGGACAACCCUACCGCAAAUCGCGAUGGCGAUGGCGGCGCGAGGGCUUGACAGGCCUCCUACGCACUGAAGAAACAGGAAAGGGGCAUCGGGGAUGGCUGCUCUGGAGCCAAAACGACUAA
This is a messenger RNA of Cladophialophora carrionii CBS 160.54, 543 nucleotides long. RefSeq lists its product as uncharacterized. Lineage: Eukaryota; Fungi; Ascomycota; Eurotiomycetes; Chaetothyriales; Herpotrichiellaceae. The transcript has 2 exons. The coding region runs from base 1 to 543 and encodes 180 amino acids. The record is from RefSeq and is a predicted model, not a curated record.